Molecule: messenger RNA, 4915 nt
Organism: Cuculus canorus (common cuckoo)
Lineage: Eukaryota; Metazoa; Chordata; Aves; Cuculiformes; Cuculidae
Gene: SLC25A26
Product: solute carrier family 25 member 26
Exons: 10
Coding region: 154-957 (267 amino acids)
Biological process (GO): transmembrane transport
Cellular component (GO): mitochondrial inner membrane
Molecular function (GO): S-adenosyl-L-methionine transmembrane transporter activity
Source: RefSeq, a predicted model, not a curated record
CGUGACCGCGGGGCCCACGUGACCACGGCUCGGGGGGCACCAACAUGGCUGCGCCCACGCGCACGCUGGGGGCGCGGUGGUGGCGGGGGCUCUAGUGCCGUUUCGAGGAAGGGAGAGCCGAGCCGCGCUGCCAUCCCGGCCCACUGACCCCGUAUGGAGACGCGGCAGUCCUGGGCGGCCUUGGCGGCUGGUGGAGUUGCUGGUGUCUGUGUUGACCUGAUCCUUUUUCCCCUGGAUACCAUAAAAACAAGACUGCAGAGUCCUCAAGGAUUUAGGAAGUCUGGUGGUUUUCGUGGCAUCUAUGCUGGUGUUCCUUCCACUGCUAUAGGAUCCUUUCCAAAUGCUGCUGCUUUUUUUAUCACCUAUGAGAAUGUGAAAUCCAUGCUGCACUUUGACUCUGCAUCCUACUUGACUCCAGCAACACACAUGGUGGCCGCCUCCCUUGGGGAAGUGGUUGCAUGCCUUGUACGGGUUCCAUCUGAAGUUGUCAAGCAACGGGCCCAGGUUUCUCCUUCCUCAAGUACCCUCCGGAUUCUUUCCCACACCUUGUAUCAUGAGGGUAUUCAAGGACUUUAUCGGGGUUAUAAAAGCACAGUAUUAAGAGAGAUUCCUUUCUCUCUUGUACAAUUUCCCCUCUGGGAGUCCUUAAAGGAUCUCUGGUCAUGGAAGCAGGGUCACGUGGUGGAUUCUUGGCAGUCGGCAGUCUGUGGAGCUUUUGCAGGUGGAUUUGCAGCUGCAGUCACCACGCCUCUCGACGUAGCGAAGACAAGAAUUAUGUUGGCAAAGGCUGGUUCCAGCAAUGCUAGUGGGAAUGUUCUGGCCGCCCUUGGAGGCAUCUGGAGGACGCAAGGCCUGUCAGGCUUGUUCGCAGGUGUUGUCCCACGGAUGGCAGCCAUCAGCCUGGGAGGCUUCAUCUUCCUGGGGACAUACGAGAAGACUCGGCAGCUGCUGCUCUGAGCCAGCCUGGCCGGUCCAGCCGGUGGCCACUGAGGCGCUGGAGAAGCCGCUGAGCUGGAGGAGGAGUCCACCCAUGAACGCAGCCUUCCUCCUGCCACCCCUCGCCGCGCAGGAGCAGCUGUUCAGCAGGCUGAGCGCCACUUUCGCUGUUAAAGAAAAGUAAAUCCUCCAAUAAUCCAAUUUCCCAAACAUGAAAUUUUCCUGCAUGGAAAGUGAGUGAGGUCAUACUGAGAGUCGUGCCAAAAAAGUACUGUUUGGGGGGUAAACAGCUAAUUACGGUGGCUGAGAAAGGCGUUAUUAGUCCUCUGUCAGGGGAAAUGUUUUGCAAACCUCCAGAUCAUGGGCUGAGCGGAGAGGCUGAAAUAAAGCGAGUUUUCAUCAGUGAGUGGCACCUGCCUCGUAACACAGGGAAGGGUUUUUCUGGUCGGGGAAGGGGCCGAUAGAGUUACAGACUGCUGCCCUCCAACAGCACUGAAAGUAUUCCAGGUUGGGAGAGCUCUUUGUAAAAGACAAUAAUCCAUUUGUUCCUGAUUCGAGCCCUAUUUUUGAAAGUUUAUAUUGCUGUUUAUCCCUACAGGUGCUCAGCAAGCAUUUCUGUGUGGAAAUUUUCUGUGCAGCUUUGUUAAUUAGACUCACAUUUCUCCACUAAAAGCAUGAGCUCGUAUUAUUUUACAGCUGUGCUUGUGCAGAGAGAUGCAGCUCUGUCUUCUUUUGGUCUUCCUCUCUGAACAGCUGAAGGAACAGGAGGCUGGAAAUGCUGAAGCCCAAGGAGGGAGGCUGGGAAGGCAAGGAGAGCGCAUAAGUUCUCCUGCCGAUGAACAGAUGGAUCCUGAGGGCUCUCAGGGGGCUGCUGGCCGGCAGAGCAAACCUGUGCUGUUGCUCUCCUCUUAGGAAAUGGAAGCUGUAGUGGCCAAAGUGGUGCAGGAACGAGGUUGGUGAAAAGGCCUAAUUGAAAUUAAUGAAAAGGACAUCCUGAAAUUAAUUAAAAUGAUCAGGAGAGGGUGGAUGGGGGAGAAUUGGCCAAGUUUACACCAGCAGCUCAGCUAGGUGCUGUUGGAAAUGGGUGCUUGUGUGGGAAUGCCUGGGCAGGCAGAGUUGAGCUACUGCAGUGAGCACCUAAGGCACGCGCUGAAGCCCCUCCGUGGCUGUGCCAGCAGGACGGGUUGCGAGGGGCUCGGUUGGGUGGCGGCAGCUCCUCUGUUUGCCCUGGGCUCAGCCGGGAUGCUCAGUGGGUGAGGAUGAGGAGGGCAGCUUUGUGCUGGGUGUUGGGAUGCGCUGCACCAACGAUGCCGGCGAUCGAAUGUGAGAGCCCAGCACAGCCCGGCUCGUGCAGCCACGGCAGCAGCGAGGCUGUCGGCUUCGGCCCCGUGCACCGGUGUUACGGGGUGUUGUAGCCGUGAUGCCGUGCUUCCCUGGAGUGCUGUAAUUUAGCAGUGAGGUUGUUCCGUCCAUUAGGACGGUGCCACACAGUAGGAGGGAGCGUGGGCCAAGGAGGAGCAAACGCCAAACCAGCUCUGUGUGUGAGUGAACAGGGAGCACGGGCAGAGCUGUGGCACAACCACGAGCCGGGCUUUCCAAGGCCGAUGUUUAAUUACACUGUCAUCCCGUGAGUAAAGUUAAAAAAUAAUUGGCAACCAAGUAAAGCAAACAUAACAAAGGACAUGAUUCUUAACACUAAUCUUCAAUUAAAAAUGGGGAGUCAGCUAAGUCCCAUACUGGCUGGCCAGUGCUUCCAGUUGCCACAGCACGGUGUAGCCGUGCUUCCCACCACUUUCAAGGAUGGCUCUUCUGUGAAGUUCUAUAUAGAGACCAGAACCCAUCUAGGGAGCUUUGGGUUGGAGAUUUAUUACUGUCUUAUAUUUUCUACUAAAGCUCUUUAAACAUGAAGAGAGGGUUAGUGCUGUACUCGGUGCAUUUAAUUAUUUGAGCCGAAAAUAAUUGUUGAGUCCAAAUGCUGCAUUUUUGUUGGUUUUAUUUAAUAUUUGCAUAAUCAGUUUUUGGCAUCACUGGGGUGUUUUUUGUUAAAAAACUCUCAAUCCAUACCUCAAACGACUCCCCACAUUGCUUUAGCCAACCUAAUGCUGGGGUGGAGCGAUGGGAGCCCAAGUGAUUCCCCUUCCUUUGUGCCAAUGGAGUGUCUCCAAACCCUGAACCACCGCGGGAAGGACAAGGUCACUCAUGAGCGGCACCGGGCAGGUGAGAGUUGCGGCGGGCAGGGACCGUUCCACACACACUGAUUUGUCUGAUCCUGCUGUAAAUGACACUGUGGGGGGAAAGACCUAAAAAUGUGGGGUUUCCCCCAUCUCCACUACCCGUUUGCCUCGAGUUUUAGCAGUGUUGUAUUUCAAGUUUACCAGAAGUUGGAUAUAUUUUAGCUCAGUAAUGUGGAAUAACAACUUGAAUCUCAGACCAGGCUCAGCCUCUUAAAGGCUCAUUCUUUUCCAUUAUAAAAAAUCGAACUCCUACAUGUGUUAACAGACAUCAGAGCAGAAAAUCCACUUUAUGCCCAAAGUUCUAAUUUGGAGGAGGAAAUACUUUAAUUUUAUUUUUAAAUAUACAGAACCUGAAUUGAGAUUUUAAGUUAAACCAAGAAUCUGAGCUUAUCUCUAACGCUGCCUCUGGAAUUUCCAGCAAGGGUACGGCUGGGGUUUGAAAAAGCCAGAGGUGACCCAUUUUCCUUGCAUCCUUACGGAUGCGCACAGCCCAUCUCUCUGGUUUCCAAGUGCUGAGACUGCCAGAUACUUAACCAAGGUGAUAUAUUAGAAAUGUUCUUUAUUGUAUCUUUCAAUACAGCCCCCAAAAUUCCACCUCAUCCACAGAUUAGGCUCAUGCCAACCCACAGUGUCUAAUGUUGAAGCUGUGGGUCUUGUUUCAGGAGUGACUAUUUUGGCAGUUGGUCUGUGUUUUCAUCAGAGAAAGACAGAAAAGAGUGUAGCAAUGGAUUAGAAUUUUAUUUAAUUUUCCACUGAAACUCCCAAAAGCUCACUCGCAACAAAACCACUUUGAUAUUACAAAUGAACCUUUAUUAAAGACACUUCAAUGCCGUUUGUUAGACACUUCAAUAUCUUACAUGUUUUUCAAUGUACAACAUUGUACCAAAUUUUCUAAUAAAUAAAUAACUUUGUACACAAAAGUAAUACUUCCUCUUUCACAUUGCCUCUUAGAAGCAGCAAAUUCACAUAUUUAGUGGAAGUCAUAACAUUAGGCAGUUAACUAUUCGGAAACAUUAUUUUCACUUGUUAAUGUGGCAAAGAUGCUUUGUGUCUGCAGUGGUGAUGACAUUUCCACCAGCAAAAUGAGUCAACUCAAUCAUUCCCAUCGUCCCUGUGUCCCCAGUUCCACUGUGUUCUCCCCGCUAGUCGGCUCCCAAGCAUCCUUCUCCUUCAGUAAAGGGAACAGCACCCUCGGUGUACAGUUUUCUAACAUCCUUUUCCAUUUCUUUGAGUAAACUUGGUACUCAGCAUCACCAGGCACCUGCCUCAAAGUGCAAACGUGGCCAUAGUCAGGAACAGGUACAGACAGGUGCCUGGCUGCGUUCUGCCCUGCAUUAUCAAGGUUGCCCACAGCAAAACUCCCCCUCAGCUCCUCAGGGUGAGGCUACAGGACAGAUCCCCAAGUGAUGGAUCUGAAUGGAAAACUAACCGUUUGUGCCCUUAUUUGAGCCGCAGCACUAACAAAGGUGGAUUCCUGCCAGAGUGGGCUUCAGUGGAACUGGUAUUUGAGUUGCUUCUAAAGGAAAAUGGUAACAACUCCCCCUAAUAAACCUUCCCCCAAAGUAGUCAUCACCAGAGUGAGCAACCUUAUGUUAGCAGGACUAAAACUACAAAUAACUCGAAGAGAUUCCUCCAUCCACAGGUACCAACACCAACGGAAAGCAGCCUUUCUGUAAAGAAAAAGUUCUGUAGUGAAGUUGGAAGUGACAGCAAGAGAUCUGUGUGACCACGGUGGGUCUUUCUUU